AUUCCCAGUGCAGCUCUCUCUCGGGGUCCGGUUGGCCUUAUAUUGGUGCCUGCUGAAAGUGGCACAAAGGCCUUUACCGGCUCACUUGUCCGAUAAACAGCAAAAGGAUAGGAUCAAUCUCGCUUUGUAGUUAGACUUAUUAAACAGGCACGCGAAGCAGGAAGUUAACGUUAGGCAUUUGGCUGGUAACUAUCAUCUGUGACAUUAGCUAGCUGUCAUGACUUCCACGGGGACGCUGAUGGACACGCAACGGCCAAGACACCGACCUUUCCUGAUCGGUGUCAGCGGAGGAACGGCCAGUGGCAAGUCCACUGUAUGUGCUAAGAUCAUGGAGCUGCUGGGUCAGAACGAGGUGGACCAGCGUCAGAGGAAGGUGGCUAUCGUCAGCCAGGACAGCUUCUACCGUGUGCUCACCCCGGAACAGAAGGCCAAAGCGCUGAAGGGACAGUACAACUUUGACCACCCAGACGCAUUUGACAACGAGCUGAUGUAUCAGACUCUGAAGGACAUAGUGGAGGGAAAAGUGGUGGAGGUUCCCACGUAUGACUUCGUCACUCAUUCCAGAUUACCGGAGAGGAUAAAAGUUUACCAAGCAGACGUGGUUCUGUUUGAGGGGAUCCUUGUCUUCUACCAUCCGCACAUCAGAGACAUGUUCCACAUGAAGCUGUUUGUAGACACAGACUCUGACGUCAGGCUGUCUCGCCGAGUUCUCAGGGAUAUGAAGAGAGGUCGUGACCUGGAGCAGAUUCUGUCUCAGUACACUACCUUUGUCAAACCUGCCUUUGAGGAGUUUUGCCUUCCAACUAAGAAGUAUGCUGAUGUCAUCAUUCCGCGUGGAGUGGACAACAUGGUGGCCAUUAAUCUCAUUGUCCAGCACAUUCAGGACAUCCUGACCGGCGACCUCUGCAAGUGGCAGAGGGGUGGGGUCAACGGCCACAGUCACGGACGGGGCUUCAAACGGGGCAUCCCGGAGGACGACGUGCCCAACGGAGCCAGCACCGCACUCCCGCACACGCCCAGCAAACGCCCCUUACUGGAGCCAAGCACGCGGCCACACUGAGGAGGAGCAUGCAAGCACGCACGUACACACACACACACACACACACACACACACACACACACAGACGCUGUCCACUGGUAGAGCCUAGGACAGGGUUAAAUUGGGGGGUAAAAACCUUCCCACAUGCACAUGCACAAACACACACUCAUACAUACAUACAUACCUGAAUGCCUGUUACUUGAGCUUAGUACAUAAACCUAGUAAUUUUCAGACAUCCACAUUUGUUCAUUUACCUCCCUGCAUCUACCAGUACCUGAAUCACUGAAUCUAUCAUCACAAAUUGGUUACUCUCAUCUGAAAAUCACUCUUCUUCCAAACUGUCUGUCAUGCUUUAAAAAAAAAAAAAAUACACACACAGUAAGGUGUGACAAAGCUUGUUAUAGGACAAGGCUGUCACUCCAGUGUGAGGAGGCGUUUUGUAAAUGUUGCUGAAAUGCCUUCAUGUGAAUGUUCAUGUGUGUCUGAGUGGAGCACUACCUGAACCUGCCAGGAGUGUCCGAUCUUUUACAUGGAAUCCUACUGAAUCUCCUCUGCUUUGGAGCCUCUCUCAUCUUGCCAUAGCAGUCGAAUGAAUAAGCCAGGAAGAACAUCGGGCCUGGUGCAAAGCACUGAUGUAUAGAACAUAGGAUGAGCUUGUGUGAAGGCUCUGGAUAGGGGAGCAGUACUGUUCGGCAGUAUUGUGUUUUUUUGUUUGUUUGUUUGUUUGUUUGUUUGUUUUUUAAAUCUGCUCUGAGGCUGCUUGAUAGGAUUUUAACAGGGUUUUUCUGAGCUGUCCGUUUUCUCAAAUGAGUUGUUUUAAUGUAUUUUGUUUUCCUUGUGAAAAUGUUUCGUCUUGUGUAUCAUAACUAUACAAGCUAAAGUAAAUUAAGAUAUUAAUUGUACAGUCUUCCAAUGGAAAAUCCAUGUGAUUGAUUGUCCAGUUUUUUUAAUUAAAACAUUUCCAUUCUUUAUAAUAUAUUAACACAAUUAAAGAUUGAGAGAAAAUAUA
Molecule: messenger RNA, 2048 nt
Organism: Sardina pilchardus (European sardine)
Lineage: Eukaryota; Metazoa; Chordata; Actinopteri; Clupeiformes; Clupeidae
Gene: uck1
Product: uridine-cytidine kinase 1
Exons: 7
Coding region: 218-1060 (280 amino acids)
Cellular component (GO): cytoplasm
Molecular function (GO): ribosylnicotinamide kinase activity; ATP binding
Source: RefSeq, a predicted model, not a curated record